CGCGCCGGGUAGUCGCUGUCCAGCGCUCAGCCAUGGAGGCCGGCGUGCUGCGCGUCGUCGUGCUCGUCGCGCUCUUCCUGCUGCUGACGGCGGACUACUCGACGCUGCUGGCGCAGCUGCUCACCGUGCUCGGAUCCCCCGCCGUGCCCGCCUUCGACACCAAGCCUGCCGAAACGGCGCUUGCCGCAGAACACGAGUCCUGGGAACUUUAUCCAAGCUCUACACGCGCCAAACUGCUGUCAACGAUCAAAAACUCGUGUCUUCCGAAGCUGAUAUGUGAAAUGAAUGCCAUGCCGUCCAAGGAGAAAUUAACCGAGUCCGAGAAAGCCCUCUUAAAUCUUAUCCGCGACACGAGCAUCAGCGUGACGGCCGAGGUGACGUCGCGAUACCACUUCGCGGCGCACAUGGGGCAGCUGAUCGCGGGGGUGGACGGCGCGGGCUGCCACAACUUCUACCCCAACUGCCCGUUCCCUGGGCUCACUGCGCUCCAAAUGAUCAAGAGCGCUCGCGCCAAGCGGUAGUCGCUGCUCCCCGCACCUUUUAGUUUUGUGCACCGAGAAGGCUUCUGGCUAGUGCCGCCAAACUGCUGCCACUUCACGUAAGACGUACUAGUGGUACAAUUCAGAAUAGUGCACAAGCGUGGCCAAAAGAUAACUCUAUUACGAGCUGUGAUGUGCUUUCGUGUUCCAUGUUUUCUUACUUUUAUACUGACGAUUUUCGAGGAAGCCACUAAGACAGUAUAGCUCAUUUUAUCUAUACACAGUGAAUAGUUAUAAGGCCUGUGCAGUAGUGGAAAUGGAUACUAAUGUUCCUCAUCUGUAACAAAUUUAAUGAAACUGAAGACCUGUGACGAUUAUGUUCACAAUUAUUUCACAUGAAAUACAAGUGUAAUGACGAACUAAUGAA
Molecule: messenger RNA, 906 nt
Organism: Schistocerca nitens (vagrant locust)
Lineage: Eukaryota; Metazoa; Arthropoda; Insecta; Orthoptera; Acrididae
Gene: geko
Exons: 3
Coding region: 33-521 (162 amino acids)
Source: RefSeq, a predicted model, not a curated record